CCCGGAUGUUGCGUGGCGCUGCCGGACGCAGAAGGACCUGUGAGUAAACACGACAGGCUGCCGAGGCGUUUGGCGCUGACAGCGACUCUUUUCCGCUGGGCUGUUGAAUGUCCUCCUGCUGCUUCUCAUAACCUUCGUCGCGGCUCCAGAGUCCAGCGCCUGUUCCGAAGCGAAGCGCUGAAGCCGGAGGAGCUGCGGAACCUUCUAGCAGCGGCGCGGAGAACCCUACCAGCAGUCAUGGUCCAGAUUCACGUUAAACGAGGAGAGGAGAGCCAGUUUCUCUUCAACACCAGCGUGGACGUGUCCAUCGAGACGCUCGUCCAGCAGGUCGCUCAGAUCUACAACGGCAGGCUGAAGGUGGACCGGGUCUGCUCGGAAAUCCCAGAACUCGCAGAUCACGGCAUCACACUUCCCCCCAACAUGCAGGGCCUGACAGAGGAUCAGGUCACAGAGCUAAAACUGACGGAUGAAUGGGAGGAGAAGUGCGUCCCUAGUGGAGGCGGCGAGUUUAAGAAGGACGAAAUUGGUCGUAGGAGUGGACACGCUCCCAGUGAUAAAAUGAAGAAUGUUUUGAAGAAAACUGUGGAAGAAGCCAAAGCCUUAAUAUCUAAAAAACAAGUUCAGGCGAAUGUGUGUGUGACCAUGGACAUGGUGAACGAGGCUCUGGACCAGCUGCGAGGGGCCGUUAUGAUAGUGUACCCAAUGGGGCUUCCACCCCACGAUCCCAUCAGGAUGGAGUUUGAAAAUAAGGAGGACCUUUCUGGAACACAGGCCUCUCUGCAGGUGAUCCCAGAGGAAGAAGCUCAGCUAUGGUGGGCAUCCAAAGAGAUGCAACGUGGCAAAAAGCUCCAAGAUUAUGUUGGAAAAAAUGAGAAAACAAAGAUUGUGGUGAAGAUCCAGAAAAGGGGUCAGGGGGCACCAGGAAGGGAGCCUUUGCUUAGCGAGGAGCAGCAUAAACAGAUGAUGUUGCACUAUUACAGGAGGCAGGAGGAACUCAAGAAACUGGACGAAGCAGAUGACGAUUCCCAUUUGCAGUCCGAAUGGUCAGACAGGCAUGCUCUAAAGAGGCAAUUUCAGGGACUUACCAAUAUCAAAUGGGGUCCAAGAUAACUGGACAGAAGUAACUUUGUCUCAAAAAUGUGGGUAUUUUUUCUCCAGUGAAGAUUUUGAUGCCUUAUUCACCCACAAACAAGAUUUCCUCACAUGCUGUGAAAAUCUACCUUUUUAAAAAUGAUUUUCAGAAGAUAAAUACAUGUAAAUACAGCUCGGGUUGACCGUUUGGUGUCACUGAAAUAUGAAAUAUGGCCUUGAAUAAGUAUUCAUUAAAAUAGCUCUCUUCCAAAAAGUGCUGAAAGAAGGAUGCAACACAUUUCCUGUCUUUGUCUGUGAUCCUGGCACUCGCUCCAUCGAAAUCCGAGGCUGUUUACAAGCUCCAGGACUGUGAACUUCAUCCAGGAGAGCGAUUGUUGAACAUUUCAGUUCCUCAAGGCCAAACGAGCAGCAACGGGACAGAGAGGUGUGGUUCUGCGAGUCGAUCAGAGAGACAGCCAGGCACAUGAUAUGCUUCUGAGAAAUAAGGGCUCCUUGGUUUAAAAGUGGGAAAUAAAGGGUCUUUGAUUUAAAA
Messenger RNA from Pygocentrus nattereri (red-bellied piranha), 1624 nucleotides. RefSeq names its product cilia and flagella associated protein 298 (gene cfap298). Bases 238 to 1110 code for a protein of 290 amino acids. The transcript is spliced from 8 exons. Gene Ontology annotation, biological process: regulation of cilium movement. The record is from RefSeq and is a predicted model, not a curated record. Lineage: Eukaryota; Metazoa; Chordata; Actinopteri; Characiformes; Serrasalmidae.